ACCGACAAUUGCGACAAUCAUGCGAAUCCUUCUCCACCCUCAAUUGCGCGCUGCGCUUCCAAAGUCUAUUCAAAGAGAUAUCCGUGCUCGAGUAUGGACUCGAUUCAAAUCUCAAGCACCCCGCCCAUCCCGUCGCCAUGAAUCUCUUUCGCCUGCACCUAAAGACCUAAUCACUGCGACGACACGAACUACUUCCCCUGCAAGCGCUGCCGCUAAGACAACCGUUCGGAGAGGACCCCCGGAGCGCAUUUUGGUAUACUAUGGUGGAACUGGCCGAUCCAUGUUCCUAGGCAUAUUGCGGGUGACAACAAUUCUUCUCUUUGGCGGAGCUUGCCUGAUUAUCGCCCCCUCUUGUUACAAUGCUGAGAAUGCAUGGUACAUUACACCAUUAGUGAUUGCCGGCGGCGCAAUGCCAAUGCUCUUUGUCGCCUAUACCUCUGCACCCUACGUCAGCUUCAUCCACCUAGCCCUCCCAGCAUUCGCAAGGAAAUCUCGCGAGACGGCUAUUCACUACGCAAAAGAACUACCACCCACAACCAUGUUGAUUCUCACAACGACAAGAUUCAACGCAAUUCCACGACAGACCGCCGUCCGUCUGGGAGAUCUAAUGCCUGAUAAAAGUCCCUUCCGGCCUGUCACUUUCCGAAAUGUGAACCCUGCACCCAGGUCUUGGUGGAUGGGUAGGCCCACGGCAAAAUUCUUUGCGGCUGGUCAGAGUCAGCCGGGCAGACAAUCAACGGCAUUCUAUCCUGAGCUAUGGCCAGAUAUCUACAAGAGGAUACAGAGUCAAGUGGCUCAACGGCGAUGAAUGGACCAUUUUGUCAAUAUUUCUACCUAUGGUAAGGCUUAGUAGGUAUUAUGAGGAUAUCUAGGUGCUCGAUGUACCUAUUAUCUUUAAUAUCUGAAAAUGGAAUAGUCUGUCAUGCAAAAGCAUGAGUUGGCGUACGAUUAGCCCCAGCCUCUAGAUAUUUAGCUAAAUACUUUGCACCCUAUUUCAAGAGAA
This is a messenger RNA of Penicillium subrubescens, 1003 nucleotides long. RefSeq lists its product as uncharacterized. Bases 20 to 808 code for a protein of 262 amino acids. The transcript is spliced from 4 exons. The record is from RefSeq and is a predicted model, not a curated record. NCBI's taxonomy places the organism in Eukaryota, Fungi, Ascomycota, Eurotiomycetes, Eurotiales, Aspergillaceae.